CAGAGUAGUUUCAUACGGUACGGUAGUGCUCCCGCGGCAAACGACGUAAUCGGACGCACGGUCAUGCGAGAGGCAGCUGGCAGGAUGGCCGAGCUCGAAUUCGAAGCACCGCUCGCGCAAAUCGAAGACGCCGACGAUUGCCUCACGACGGCCGAUUACCCACAAAAAACCAUAAAUGGCAAUGACAUACGCUUCAACAAUAUCAAUAAUCUCAAAAGUGAAAUUAAUAAAAUUAAAACUGACUCCAACCGAAUAAACGACAAUGAUGAACCAAAAUUGGUGAAGUGCAAACAGGAUAAUAUGCGGAAUGGCGAGGGAGACAACUUCACGGAGACUUUCUCCGGUUCGCUGGAGGAUCUGGUGAACACCUUCGACGAGAAGAUCACCAAGUGCUUCGGGAAUUACGAGGAGAGUGUGGAAAAACUUGCGCCAGUCCAAGUUCGUUCGCAGGAAGAAAUUAUGAACGAGUGCCAGAUGUGGUGGACAAUUACCGGCAACUUCGGAAACAUUCUACCAAUCGACUGGACCAAGUCGUUCUCCAGAAAAAUGCAUAUCCCUACCUUGAACCUGAGUGAUAGAAAGGGUUCAAUGACACCUGAUGACGAGAUACACAGUUCAGAAGAUGAGGCAGUAGCUUCCGACCUGGAUAUGCACGCACUCAUACUUGGAGGUCUUCACCAGGAUCACGAGUGUCCCGUCAAAACUGCUGAUGAGGUAAUUCAAGAAAUAGACGACAUGAUGCAGGAAACACCUUCGUCAGAAGGUGACAUAAUUGAGUACAACGAGGCUCUGGAGAAAGGAAAGGAGGUUCUGAACUCACCUUUAUAUGAAGACAAACUCCGUCAACUUUCGCUGUCCCAAUUGAACGAGAUAUUUAUGGAGCUGGAAGUCCUGAUCAGAGAGUUCUCGGAGACGCUGAUCGCUGAGCUGGCGCUGCGAGACGAGCUGGAGUACGAGAAGGAAUUGAAGAACACGUUCAUAUCGCUUCUGCUGGCCGUACAGAACAAACGUAGACAGUACCACAUAGAGCAGAAAAAGAGAGGAGGCACGCCGCGGUCGCCUAAUUUGAACAAUAGUCAUUCGGAAUCCAAGUACUUGACCACAGUGAUACCCUUCCACUUGGACAACGGCCCACCAGACAACCAGACUCUACAAGUGCUCAUCAAAAUACUGAAGGCGAUAAACGAAGACAGCCCUACCGUACCUACACUCUUAACGGACUAUAUCCUGAAAGUACUUUGUCCAACUUAAACGUUGAACACAAUUCUAGCAAAUUUCUAUAGAUCUAUACCUAAUACCUACAUGGCUACUAUUAACAUUUAACACUAGAAAAUAUAUUCCUUAAGAAUACCUUAAGCAGCGGCGGUCUUACUCAUUGCGGGGCUCCGGGCUUUGCGUGUGCUACGUUAAAAUGUGUAUGUGAUGCGAACGAUUAUGCGGUUUCUCCGCUGAUUCAAGAAAACUAUACCGUAUUAUAUUUUUUUUUUAAUACGUGUCCUUUAUUUGUAAAUUGUAGUGUUGGUAAUUUUGUUCAUUUGCGAUUAAACGCCUAAAUCGAGAGGUUUUUGCAACGUGCCACAUAUACAUAGGUACAACAAGCAAAAUGUUACUAGGCCCCUACAAGAGCGAGGCCCCAGGCAAUUGCCCUGUUCUCCACCCCCUAAGACCGCCACUGACCAUAACAGAAUUUAUAUGGACAUGUCCCAUAAAUAGUUAAUAAAAUUAUUGUAACGUUUUUUUUAAAUUGUUCAUACUAAAUCAAAUUAUAUAUGGUUCUGCUAACUUAUUAUUAUAACGAUAUCAAUUCAGUUUUAAGUGAGUAUUCUAUUACUCAAAUAAUGGAUAAUAGUGGAUUUGUAAAUAGUGACAUAUGUAGAUAAGUUGGGUAUAAUAUAAUUUAUAUGAACAUUUCAACAUUGCACAUACAUACUUAGAUAUUGAUUUCUAUUAACUAUCAUAAGUAAAUGUAUACAAAUAUAUUUUAAGCUCACGCUUCGUAUUACAGAACACGUCUUUAAAUUGCUUCCAUAGAUAUUCAUCGUAAUAAGUCACUUAUUAUUAAGGUUUCAAUAGUUUAAAAUAUUAAAAAACAAAAAUAAAA
Molecule: messenger RNA, 2101 nt
Organism: Achroia grisella
Lineage: Eukaryota; Metazoa; Arthropoda; Insecta; Lepidoptera; Pyralidae
Gene: Unc-76
Product: fasciculation and elongation protein zeta-2
Exons: 7
Coding region: 64-1251 (395 amino acids)
Cellular component (GO): axon; cytoplasm
Source: RefSeq, a predicted model, not a curated record